AUGGUUGAGGUGUCAGAGUACCUGAUAGCCCCGCUAGGCUGGGCAAAGGAAAGAGCCCCGGGCCUACCUUUACUCGAGUUCUCCUACUUCUCCUCAAAAGCCUGUGCCCGUGAAGGUAUCCCAAUAGUUGUGCUAAUCCAGACGUCACUACAGCUGAUCAGUAAGAUCAUUGGUAGAAAGAUUGAUUCGAAAGGUUUGAAGAUACUCGACCAAAGGGAGAGGAGGGCUUCUGUCGGUCUCAGUCCUUCAGUGUCGGUAUCGGUCCUGGAAAGUGGAACUAACCUUAAGAAGGAGAUGGCUCCUGCCUUAGCUAUCACUUCUACAGGAACAAUCCCAAUGCUCCCUUCCUGGUUAUCGUUCUCUGACCAUGGGCAAGAUUCAGUCCGUCCCCAUCCCAUGGACAUCGUCCAAGCAGACAGGUUCAAAGUGAGGAAAAGCCUGACUGAAGAAUCAAAUCGUCUGCCAAGGCACGUCUUCAUCAAGCUCUCGAACAAUACUAAAAGACGGAAGAAAGACGGAAAAGCUACUCUCUAA
Molecule: messenger RNA, 534 nt
Organism: Striga asiatica
Lineage: Eukaryota; Viridiplantae; Streptophyta; Magnoliopsida; Lamiales; Orobanchaceae
Source: the annotation of a GenBank genome assembly